This is a messenger RNA of Microstroma glucosiphilum, 813 nucleotides long. RefSeq lists its product as hypothetical. The record is from RefSeq and is a predicted model, not a curated record. The transcript has 3 exons. Lineage: Eukaryota; Fungi; Basidiomycota; Exobasidiomycetes; Microstromatales; Microstromataceae. Bases 1 to 813 code for a protein of 270 amino acids.
AUGACCGCGCGUAAGGCAUCAAAGACAAGACUGCUCCUCUGCUUGGCUCCUUGUAUCACAAAACGCGACUACGAGGAGUGGUGUGAAGAUGAGAUCAUGGAUAGCGACUACGAAGACGAAGAGAAAGAGGAGCUCAAUAAGAACUUUUCGGCUACCAUUAAAGAGGCGGCCACCGAGGACGCUGACCGUGGACAGAUGAUCCUUGAUCUGGCUAUCGCCCUCGGGUUCAGUCGGCGUCUGGACUGGGUAACCAAGUGCGAAUUGACGAGCACUCUCUGGAACGAAGUGCAUGCCGUCGACCUCGCAAGCCUUGUCGUCGGCUGGAUGUCCGACGCGACCGUUGCCUAUCUCCUCGGCACUGGAAGUAUUGACAAGGUCGAAGCUGCCAAGACGCACCAAGCCGCGGGCAUAUACGCGCUGGUGCAGAGCUUCGAUUCUCAGCGAGAAGGCGUCUAUAUCGGCAAAUCAGACUCGAAUAGACAAUCGUGCCCUGAUACGGCAGCCGAACGGCGCAAGCCCUUAAGCGCAACGUCUGUGAGGGCCAUUUUCGUCAGUCUGAUCGAAGCGGCCUUCAUCGCUCUGCGCGGUACCUACAGAAGGAGUGCCGAGUACAGCAGCGACGCCCACGCCGUCUUCGGAACUUCUGUGGGCACUGUGCCUUUGAACGGUACACCUGGUACGAAGACUCGGCAGCACGUGCAGUGGCACUCAUCGGGAGCACCACUGGACAUCGACCGUCAGUGGAAGUCCUGCGAAGCCAUCUCUCAAAUGAGCUCAAAGGCGAGAAGGGAGGUCUGCCUCGGCUCACGCUGA